AUGAUUGGUAUGUGUGGGCUCUCUUCCAUAGCUAUCCUCGCCCUCUGGCUGCCAGGAACACUCGUGAACCCAGGUUCUGCCGCAAUAUAUAUAGUCUUCUGCCUUUUAUACGGCUUCUUCUCAGGUGCCUUUGUCGGCAUGGUGCCUGCACUCCUCAGCCAAGUCUCCCCUGAUGUGAGCAAGAUUGGAGUUCGCCAGGGUGUGUUAUUCACUUGUGUCAGUGUUGCAACACUCACUGGUAACCCAAUUGCAGGAGCAAUCUUAAACCAGCAGAAUGGGGCAUACUGGGGCCUGCAGGUUUUUGCUGGGUUGAUGAUGGCCGGAUGCGUGGUCUUUUACAUCGUCGCAAGAGUUGUUACGGGCGGGUUCUCUUUUAUCAAGGCAGUGUGA
Messenger RNA from Trichophyton benhamiae CBS 112371, 390 nucleotides. RefSeq lists its product as uncharacterized. NCBI's taxonomy places the organism in Eukaryota, Fungi, Ascomycota, Eurotiomycetes, Onygenales, Arthrodermataceae. Bases 1 to 390 code for a protein of 129 amino acids. The transcript has a single exon. The record is from RefSeq and is a predicted model, not a curated record.